UAUUUAAUUUAGAUAAGGAGUAGAAUUAAGCAGGAGGUGUUCGUGGGGCUCAAGAUCGUCGGUCUCCUCUCCUGGUCAAGAUAACGGUUGCAAGUGUGUGGUGCCCCGGCCUUUUUAAUGACAGUAUAUAUAAACCACUGGGCCUCAACUAGUUGAGCAUAAAAUCACCCACACACCCAGCCCAGCAGCCAGCACCGAUCGAGUCAUCCUUAAUUACCGUAAUAAUAUGAAGGCCGCCAUGAUUGUUGUUGAAGUAGUACUGGCGCUACUGCUGUCCUAUGGGGCGGGACAUGCCGACUGCGCAACGACGACCAUCCCCCAGAACAGCAACAGCACGGCCGACAUGCUUUCCCUGCUCGACUUCAGAAAGACAAUCAGCAGUGAUCCAGGAGGUUUCCUCACAUCCUGGAACACUAAUAACAGUAGCGCCGCCGACUACUGCGGCUGGAAUGGCGUUACAUGCAGCAGAAAGCACCCAGGGCGGGUCAUUGAACUCAACCUCAGCAGCCAAAGCUUGCAAGGCCGAAUCUCUUCAUCUCUCGGUAACCUAACCUUCCUUCGAAUACUGGACCUGUCCUCCAACAUGCUAGCUGGGCCAAUACCGCCUAAUAUCGGUUCCCUCUUUCACCUUAAAAUUCUCUACCUUGAUUCUAACAACUUCACUGGAGCCAUCCCGUCCAGCCUGGGCAACAUCUCCAAGCUAGAACAGCUCGUGCUCCAGGAUAAUCAGCUCAUAGGCACCAUACCUCAAGAUCUUGGCAAUUUAUCAAAUGUGAAUAGAUUGUUGCUAGCACAUAAUAUGCUAUCAGGUAGCAUCCCGACAAUCAUUCUGAACCAACGUAACCUUAUGAUUCUGGACCUGGGUGCGAAUUAUCUACGUAUGAUGUUGCCAUCUAAUAUUGGCCAUACCCUUCCUCAAAUCGGCGCGCUUUCCCUGUACAAUAACAUGUUCUACGGUCCAAUCCCAGCAUCGCUAGGAAACGCUUCAAUUCUCGUGAUAUUAGACUUGACAGCUAACAGUUUCACUGGACAUGUACCUAGUUCUUUGGGAAAUCUAACCUACCUGUACUUCCUGCAACUAGAACAGAACAACCUCGAAGCAAAUGAUAAUGAGGGAUGGGAAUUCAUAGAUGCAUUGGGCAAAUGUAUGUACUUGCAACACCUCUUAUUAUCUAGCAAUCAGCUACAAGGAGCCAUACCUUAGUAACCAAGUUCCCGGAUCAUUGGGAUCGAGAAAUGGAAACGUGGUACACGGUACACACUACUAAAAUUAGGAUUUAACACUACGGAAACGAGAUUGUUCCCAUGUUCCUGGAGCGGAACGAACGUUUCCGUAAUGAGUGUUAGAACUAUAUUAGGGUUUAUGGGAUCUCCCUUGUACAUUUACCAUUUCACCCCUCUGUUUGUAAUGGGCCAGACCCAACUCAGUCUAUUAAUAUUCAGGCACACCCUAGUGUAGGGUUAGGGUUUCUAUUAUUCCAACAUGAUAUAGAGCCUGGUUUCUCCCUCCCUUCCCUGUCUCAGCCGACCGCCAAGUUUCUCUGGCCGCCGCCCUCCCUUCCCCUGCCCAGCCGGCCGCCAGUCCUCUUUGGCCGCCGCCCUCCCUCCCCUUUCCUGUUCGUCUGCCAUGGACCCUCCGCCCCCGUCCGAGCAACCCGCCGCCGCGGCCCUGGGCACGGCCGCCGCCGCGGGUCUGGGCGCUACUCUUGCCGUGCAGGGCGCGGGCGCAGCCGGGCUGGGCAUGGCCGCAGCCGCCAGGCUGGGCGCGGCCACUGCUGCUUCGCUGGCCGCAGCCGUCUCCGCCGGCCUGCGCACGAGCGCCCUCGACGACCUCGCCACAACCCUGGCUGCCGCCGACCUCGCUGCUGCGCACAGGGCAGCCGCAGCCACCUCCGUCGGACACCACCAGCUUGCUGCUGCGCACAGGGCAGCCGCAGCCACCUCCAUCGGACACCACCAGCCGUGCCACUGCCGUGAGCCCUGCUCCCCGUGCCCCAUGACGCACCUCCCCUCGUCCAGCGCCGCCGAUACUCCCACCACGGCCAGCGCGCGUGCUACCGGCCUCGUCCCCUCCGGGUUUGGCCUCCCGGGCUACCCGACGUGCGUCGACGCUCUCACCGGUCUACCCUCGCCGACACGUCUCCCCAGACACCCGCCCCCUGGGUUCUCCACCACUCGGCCGCUCGUCGCCGACGCCACCUGGGCUUCCCCGCCGCCCUCCACCGACCCCACGCUGGCCUCUACCAUCGCCACCAUCCAAGCUACCCUGGCCACCUCGCAGGAGCGUGAGCGCGCCGCGUCCGGCGCUCUAGAACAGGAGCGCGCCCUGGCUGCCACACUGACCGCCCAAAUGGCCACUGCGCAGCAUCUCGUCAUCGGGCCUCCUCCGGUCGACCAGGCGACAACCCCGCCCACCCAGAGGCUCCCCACGCCUCUAGACUCGAUGUUGACCACAUCGUCGCUCUCCACGCCCAGACGGCCGGACUACAGGACAUUCGGUCCCUCGUGUCCGUCGUUUUGGACCUGGCGUCCUCCCACUAUCCUCGCUGGAGGGGGCAGGUCCUUCUCACCUUGUGGCGCUACGCCCUCGACGACCACGUCCUCGACGACGUCGCCACCCUGCCGUCCCGAGCUUGGUCCCUGAUGGACUCCGUGGUCCUCUACUGGCUCCACGGAACCAUCACCGUUGAGCUCCAAGACAUCAUCCGCGACCAGGAGGACAUGGGCCGUCAGGCGUGGCUCGCUCUCGAAGAAUAGUUCCUCGGGAAUCGGGACGC
Zea mays is the source of this 2777-nucleotide messenger RNA. RefSeq names its product receptor kinase-like protein Xa21. The record is from RefSeq and is a predicted model, not a curated record. The coding region runs from base 1628 to 2644 and encodes 338 amino acids. Lineage: Eukaryota; Viridiplantae; Streptophyta; Magnoliopsida; Poales; Poaceae. Gene Ontology annotation, molecular function: protein binding. The transcript is spliced from 2 exons.